AGACACAGACAUGUUUCAGAUUGGGCGUUCCACUGAGAGUCCCAUAGACUUUGUGGUGACUGACACAAUAGCCGGAGGCCAGGAUGGAGAGGAGACUCCCAUCACGCAGAGCACCAUCUCCCGUUUUGCCUGCCGAGUUGUCUGUGAGCGAAACCCGCCCUACACUGCUCGCAUCUACGCGGCUGGUUUUGAUUCUUCCAAAAACAUCUUCCUCGGGGAAAAAGCCGCAAAGUGGAAGAACCCUGACGGUCACAUGGAUGGACUAACAACCAAUGGCGUGCUGGUAAUGCACCCUAAGGGUGGCUUCACGGAAGAGUCAAAGCCUGGCGUAUGGAGAGAGAUCUCUGUUUGUGGGGAUGUUUACACACUAAGAGAGACCCGCUCAGCACAGACCCCAGGCAAACUGGUGGAGAUUGAGAGUAAUAUACUUCAGGACGGCUCCCUGGUGGAUCUGUGUGGAGCCACUUUGCUGUGGCGUACUGCAGAAGGCCUCUUUCACACUCCCACCCAGAAGCAUCUGGAGGCUCUCAGGCAGGAGAUCAACGCAGCGCGGCCCCAGUGCCCCGUAGGUCUGAACACGCUCGCCUUCCCCAGCAUGCAACGUAGCCGAGCCCUCUCCUCUCUGGAGGACAAGCAGCCUUGGGUCUACUUGGCCUGUGGCCACGUGCACGGUUACCACAACUGGGGCCACCGUUCAGAGCAGGAGCCCAACACUCAGCGAGAGUGUCCCAUGUGCCGGGUGGUCGGGCCUUACGUACCACUGUGGCUGGGCUGUGAGCCAGCCUUCUACGUGGACACAGGUGCGCCCACGCAUGCCUUCGUGCCAUGUGGACACGUGUGUUCGGAGAAGUCGGUCAAGUACUGGGCCGAGAUCCCUCUGCCCCACGGCACCCACGCCUUCCACGCUGCCUGCCCUUUCUGUGCCACCGAGCUCGGCCUCACUCAGGGCUGUUCCAAGCUAAUCUUCCAGGGCCCGGUGGACUGAGCUGAAGGGUCCCACUCUGGCAGAGAAGAUUAGACAGGAAUGCCAACAUGCUGUGAAACUGUUCAGAUUAUUUUGUGCUGUCUUUUGUUCAUGUAAGCCAGCUGUGGAAAGGAGUGUCUUCUCAAGUUCUGGUCAUAUACUGUGGAUUCUGCACAACAGAGAGCUAUUACAGAUUGUUCAGGGCCUCUUGACACUGUUUGGAUGGCCACUAUGGGAUACAGAGAUGCGGAGCACACUGAACCACCGAUGCCUGGCUCCUCCAGAAUGAAAUACUGUCUCACCUACCGCUUUAAACAAGACUCCAGCGCUGGGCUGUUUUAAACUACAAUGACUGCUGGUUUUCCAUUAGAGGGCCAUAGAAUUUAAAGUUGUAGAAUUUUAUUCAUGAACCAGAUAACAGUUGUGUAGUUGGGUCUGUUGGGAAUGAAAAGGGGGCGGGGGUUAUAGUUCAAUUCCUGGUGGGUCUGAGACAAAGUUUUUACAGAGCCAGACAGCUGGACUGUUGGCUGGGAGAAAAGCUAGGAGAAACUUGGGGUCUAAUGGCUGACUAGUUAAGUGCUCCCUGUCUCCCUCUCUUCCCUGAACCCCUGAUGGCAUCUAGAUCAUGUAGCUGUCCGGAUUUGGCUUUCAUUUGCUGAACACACUUUAAGGAGGGGGAAAUACUUUUUGUGUAUAGAGAUAUAAUCCAGUGCCUCAAAUCCCAUUUAAACUGUGGGAAUAUUUUUCAUAAAUGAGAAAAGAUAUUUUGUUGAGGGCAAAGGGAGAGAGAUUUUUGCAUACAGAAGACAUAAGGAAAUGAUAGCCCACACGGAUUCUUCUCCACAUUUUUAUCUGAAGAAGUAUUUUAUUACACUGGGGCCCUUGUACUGUUUUGUAAUGUAAAUGUUAAUAUAUUUUUCUCCUGCAUAAAGUGUGUGUGUGUGUGUGUGUGUGUGUGCGCGCGUGCGGGCUUUGUUUAAAUCACCCUGCAUCAUUUCACCCCAAUCCCCUUUCUAUGAUCUCGCCCACCACCCAAAAAACGCUACCGGAGAGAACACAGGAAUUAAACCAAUAUCGCAGGGUUUGACAAUGAAUGUACUGAAAUACAUCGAAUCCUCACUGGUGGUGCUUCAAUUAUACAACUUUCUCAGUGGCUGUUAAAGGUAUAGGUAUGCCUAUUUGCAGUGAAAGACAACAUUGGAGCUGUACUACCAAUAUGCAUCAACCGUACCUGCUUCCUAGCUUGCUUGCUAGCUAGCUAGCUGUGUCCCUGCCCCACACACAUGUACUGUAUUCAAUCUGCACUGUUGUUAGCUUUAUCCCAUGCUGGGUCUGAUCCAAUGAUUUAUACGCUGUCAAACCUGGGCACAGUCUCAGCAGCAUCUAGAGAUUAUACCAAAUAUAAGAAGGAGCUGUUUUCUCUCCACAUGCAAGAUGUAACGACCACUCUCUCCAAUCCAAAGUGUUUCUGUAAACAAUCCUAAACCCAAACUGCUGCUAUGGUGGAGUGUUGACAGCUCUGGAUUACAGUCGAGGCUGUUCAGUUGCUCGCAACCAGCUCCAUGGGAAUAAUGAUAUUAUCGCACACCAUGCCAAAUUUGGAAAAUUCUAUUGUGUGUGUGUGUGUGUGUGUGGAUGAGUCAAGCUGUCCAAAACAAAGUAGCAGAUGAAUUGAAACUAAAGAAUCUGGGACGAAUCUGUACUUUCUUCUGUGAUGUUAGCUUAUCAGACUGUGCCCAUAUGUAGAGUGUAGCUGAAGGCAUUAAUUCUGCCACUAAUUCAAAUACGAUAUUGAGCAUUAAAAUAACGAGAUGUUGAGGGUUAACUGUC
Molecule: messenger RNA, 2794 nt
Organism: Micropterus salmoides (largemouth bass)
Lineage: Eukaryota; Metazoa; Chordata; Actinopteri; Centrarchiformes; Centrarchidae
Product: E3 ubiquitin-protein ligase pellino homolog 2-like
Exons: 4
Coding region: 11-985 (324 amino acids)
Biological process (GO): protein polyubiquitination; regulation of Toll signaling pathway
Molecular function (GO): protein binding; ubiquitin protein ligase activity
Source: RefSeq, a predicted model, not a curated record